Molecule: messenger RNA, 533 nt
Organism: Apis mellifera (honey bee)
Lineage: Eukaryota; Metazoa; Arthropoda; Insecta; Hymenoptera; Apidae
Product: acyl-coenzyme A thioesterase 13
Exons: 3
Coding region: 82-510 (142 amino acids)
Molecular function (GO): fatty acyl-CoA hydrolase activity
Source: RefSeq, a predicted model, not a curated record
UAAUAAAAAUAUUUUAGAAGUAACUAAUUAUUUAUAAUUAUUUAAUUUCAGUGAAAAAUCAAAAAGUAUACAAAUUUAAUCAUGUGCAAAACGAAAUUCAUUAGAUCAUUUUUGGAUAACAUUCUUAAAAAGACUAAUUUCGCACAAUGUUUACAAAAACUUCAGAUUGUAUCAGCAGGAAAUGGAAAUUGUAAAGCAGAAUUGGUUGUAUCCGAGGAACAUUUAAAUAUAUAUGGAUUGUUGCAUGGUGGUUUUACAUCUACUCUUGUUGAUGCUGUCUCUACAUAUGCUUUAUUAACCCAUGAAAAAAAUAAUGAACAUAAACCAGGUGUUUCAUUAAAUUUAAAUAUUACGUUUAUGAAACCUGCUCUUUCUGGUGAGCUGAUAACAAUUAAUGCAAGAACAAUACGUGUUGGAAGAACAGAAGCUUUUAUUUCAAUAGAUAUUACAAAAAAUGAAGGGAAAGAUAUAAUUGUUAAUGGAUCGCACAUAAAAUUUAUUGGAAAGUAAAAUAAAUAAAAGAAUGCAAUAUA